Molecule: messenger RNA, 1596 nt
Organism: Colletotrichum spaethianum
Lineage: Eukaryota; Fungi; Ascomycota; Sordariomycetes; Glomerellales; Glomerellaceae
Product: putative thioesterase atnL
Exons: 3
Coding region: 1-1596 (531 amino acids)
Biological process (GO): thiamine biosynthetic process
Cellular component (GO): cytoplasm
Molecular function (GO): hydroxyethylthiazole kinase activity; magnesium ion binding; thiamine-phosphate diphosphorylase activity
Source: RefSeq, a predicted model, not a curated record
AUGCCCCAGCCCACGGUGGACUACUCCCUGUACCUGGUCACGGACUCAACCCCCGCGAUCCUCGGCGACCGCGACCUCGCCUCCGUCGUCGCGGCCGCCGUCCGGGGCGGCGUCACCGUCGUGCAGUACCGCGACAAGACGAGCGACACGGGCGCCCUCGUCGCCAACGCUAAGAAGCUGCACGAAAUCACCCGCGCCGCCGGCGUGCCGCUGCUCAUUAACGACCGCGUCGACGUCGCCCUGGCGGUCGGGUGCGAGGGCGUGCACAUUGGGCAGGAUGACAUGGAACUCACCGCCGCCAGAAAGAUCCUCGGCCCGGAUGCCGUCAUCGGCGUCACGGCCAGCACUGUCGAGGAGGCCCUCAAGGCGUGUGAGGACGGCGCGGACUACCUAGGCAUCGGCACAGUCUUUGCAACAUCCACCAAGGAGAACACAAAACACAUCAUCGGCACGGCGGGCCUGCGCCAGAUCCUCGCCGAGCUCGCCUCGGCCGGCCACCUCCCCCGCGUCAAGACCGUCUGCAUCGGCGGCAUCAAGCCCUCCAACAUCCAGCGCGUCCUCUACCAGUCCGCCCCUUCGCCGCCCGCGGGCCCGGCCCUCGACGGCGUCGCCCUCGUCAGCGCCAUCGUCGCCGCGCCCGACCCGGAAGCCGAGUCCCGCCGCCUGCUCGACCUCGUCAGGACCAGCCCCUCGUACCGGCAGAAUGUCUCGCCGUCCUCCGCCGCCGGCCCCCUGAGGACCGUCGACGACAUCCUCGACCGCGUCCCCGCCGUGAUCAAGGCCGUCGCCUCCGCCUCCCCGCUCUCCCACAACAUGACUAACCUCGUCGUGCAAAACUUCGCCGCAAACGUCGCCCUCGCCGUCGGCGCGUCCCCGAUCAUGGCCAACUACGGCGAGGAGGCCCCCGACCUCGCCCGCCUCGGCGGCAGCCUCGUCGUGAACAUGGGCACCGUCACGCCCGACGGCAUCGCCAACUACCUCCAGGCCCUGUCCGCCUACAACGCCGCGCGCCGCCCCGUCGUCUUCGACCCCGUCGGCGCGGGCGCCACGUCCGUCCGCAAGGCUGCCGUCAAGACGAUCCUGGCCGGCGGGUACCUCGACCUCAUCAAGGGCAACGAGGGCGAGGUCGCGACCGUCUACGGGCAGGCGGCGCUGGAGCAGCAGAAGGGCGUAGACUCGAGCUCGACGCUUUCGCAUGCGCAAAAGGCGCGCCUCGUCCGGGACCUCGCAAGGAGGGAGAGGAACGUGGUGCUCAUGACGGGCGUGACGGAUUACGUGUCCGACGGCGAGCGGACGUUCGCCGUGGAGAACGGGCACGAGCUGCUGGGUCAGAUCACGGGGACGGGGUGCGUGCUGGGGACAACGGUGUCGGCCAUGCUGGCGGCGUGGGACGACGACCGGCUCGUUGCCGUCCUGGCGGGUUUGUUGCAUUUCGAGGUUGCCGCCGAGCGGGCCGCCGUCCGGGGGGAUGUGCAGGGCCCCGGGACAUUUGUGCCUGCCUUCAUUGACGAGCUGGCGAGGAUACGGCGGUUGACCGUUGACGGGGACUUGAAGUGGCUGUCUGGGGCCAAGGUGAAGGCCGUCGAUGUCGAGUGA